AUGGACAAAAUUGUUUAUGGCUGCAAGGACAUAGCUUUUUCUCCUUAUGGCACUUUUAAUCUAGGGGAUUACAUUCCGUCGCUUAAAUGGUAUAAACGUGUCGAUGGUUUCAAUGUCAGAGUAGAGAAACUGGCUAAACCGCUUGAUGAAUUUUUGGAUGGUGCAGUUGAAGAACAUAGAUAUAAAAAGAAAAGAAAGGCGGAUGGCAACGACAGCACUGGCGAAGCAGAUCAUGUUGACAUAUUGCUUGAAAUUCAGAGAGAAAACAAGGCUGGUUUCCCUUUUGGAACUGAUACCAUGAAAGCUGACAUGUUUGCUGCUGGGACUGGUACAACAUAUAUUUCCUUAGAGUGGGAAGUGGCAGAGCUUUUAAAGCACCCGAAAACUAUGGAGAAACUGCAGAAUGAGGUGAGACAAUUAGCCAGAAGCAAAUUGGAGAUAAUAGAGGAAGAUUUAGAUAAAAUCUCCUAUAUGAAGGCAGUGAUCAAAGAGAAUCUAAGACUACAUCCUCCACUUCCAUUACUGCUCCCACGAGAAUCAACCCAAGACACUAAAAUUUAUGGGGAUAGAAAAGGGAAGGAGAAGAAACAAAUGCUAGUGAUGCAGACAAAAAAGAAUCAGAAGAAACAAAAAGUGACAGAGAAUGAUAGGUGUGGUGGUAAUGUUUGUGGUGUUGUUGGCAACGACGGGGAUAGCGGUGGCGGCGACGACAAGGGGGUGGAGAUCUUUGUGGUGGCGACAACGGGAAUGGUGAGGUGGCGGUGGAGUAGGACUGAAAGUUUGUGA
This is a messenger RNA of Olea europaea var. sylvestris, 786 nucleotides long. RefSeq names its product cytochrome P450 71A3-like. The record is from RefSeq and is a predicted model, not a curated record. Bases 1 to 786 code for a protein of 261 amino acids. Gene Ontology annotation, molecular function: heme binding; monooxygenase activity; iron ion binding. NCBI's taxonomy places the organism in Eukaryota, Viridiplantae, Streptophyta, Magnoliopsida, Lamiales, Oleaceae. The transcript is spliced from 5 exons.